Messenger RNA from Desarmillaria tabescens, 1153 nucleotides. RefSeq lists its product as uncharacterized. Bases 1 to 1095 code for a protein of 364 amino acids. NCBI's taxonomy places the organism in Eukaryota, Fungi, Basidiomycota, Agaricomycetes, Agaricales, Physalacriaceae. The record is from RefSeq and is a predicted model, not a curated record. The transcript has 6 exons.
AUGGCCAGUCAGAUUGGUGCUCCACCGGAUCUUUCCGACGCCGAUAAAGUUUAUAUAUCCACAGAGCUCGACUCUGCGCUGAAUUCACGAAUUCUCUAUUCUCUACUGCUUGGUCUAUACACAGGAAUUGUCGCCGUCACGUUGGGAAGCAUCUAUACGAACAAGACUCGGCCCGUCGGACGGGGCAUGAUCGUUGUCAUAUUCCUCCUCCACAUCGUUACUUCCGUCGACUUCAUCACCGACUGGGUAUACAUCCGCACUAUUUUUGUUGGAAAUGGACAGAGCUCUUGGGCAGAAUAUCUGUUUUAUAACAGUAACCGUGUAAAAUUGACCGUGGUGAUGGGUGUUGCGGGUAUCAUCUGUACUGUUCUUGCGGACACCACCCUGAUUUGGCGCUGCUGGAUGGUAUGGGGACGGCGCUGGCCGGUAAUUUUGCCCCCCACUCUUUUCCUCAUUUGCACAAUCGUAUUCAAAAGCAUCGCUACAUACAAAGCCUAUGCCACGAUAAGCGGGUAUACUCUCGGAUUUGUGCUUUAUUCAGCAUUUAUCCUUGCUACGACUCUAUGGUGCACUCUGCUCAUUAUCUACCGCAUCGUGACCGUCGUACGAGCAGGAGCUCAAGCUGGACUAGGUGGACUUGGAGCUUACCGCCAUGUUAUCGAGGUCUUCGUCGAAUCAUCGGCUCUUUAUUCCCUGUCCUUGAUCGUAUACGUAGCCGUGUUUUGCUAUGACACUCCUGCAGGGGCUUACAUUGAUGUCGUAGCGGGAGUCGCAAGGGGAAUUGCACCGACGCUUCUCGUAGGGCGUGUCGCAGCAGGACAUGCUCGACCAGAUGAUUCCUGGCAGGGAGGCAUCAUGUCUUCGCUUCACUUUAGUACACGUCUGGGAGGACAGAGAUCCCAGCAGGAGUCUAGUGCGACGAGCGAUGAUCCUGAAGCUCAGUCGGAGAGAGGCGAUGAAUAUGGUCGUUGCACAGUGGUGGCCUCUAUUACCGACUCCGAUGAUAGCCUCACCCAUCAAGAUCACCGCGAGAUUCAGCCGAAGACUCGAUCAGUUGAUGAUUCUAACACGGUCAUCAUCGUAUCAAAGGAUUGACGUCCGUUGAUGUGCAUUCUAUUUACCCCACUUCCUUUGUCCAUUUGCCGGACGGUAU